Molecule: messenger RNA, 3185 nt
Organism: Syzygium oleosum
Lineage: Eukaryota; Viridiplantae; Streptophyta; Magnoliopsida; Myrtales; Myrtaceae
Product: receptor-like protein 9DC3
Exons: 1
Coding region: 14-3160 (1048 amino acids)
Molecular function (GO): protein binding
Source: RefSeq, a predicted model, not a curated record
GCUAAAUUGCAAUAUGGGGUGGCAUCAUAUCCUCCUUCGUCUCCUCCUCUGUUUCCACUUUUUGUUACAUGCCUCCCUGCGAUUUUCUACGCCCCUUUGCCCUCCUGACCAACGCGAUGCCUUGCUCCAUUUUAAGAAUUCCUUCGUGCUCGAUAGCAUGGCGUCGGACUAUUGUGAUCGGGAUGGCCAUGCCGUGUCUUAUCCGAAGACAAACUCAUGGAACAAGGGCGUGGACUGCUGCUCGUGGGACGGCGUGUCUUGUGAUGGUGUCGCCGGCAACGUCAUCGGUCUAGAUCUUACUUGCAGUCGGCUUCGUGGUGCUCUCCAUUCCAACAGCUCCCUCCUUCUCCUUCGCCAUCUUCGGAGCCUCAACCUUUCCGGUAAUAACUUUGCUGGCUCACUCAUUUUAUCUAAUCUGAGUUCUCUUGCAACAUUGACUCGUCUGAAUCUCUCUCGUUCACACUUUUCGGGUUCCGUUCCCAGUGAAAUCUCUCACCUCUCCAAGUUGGUGUCGCUUGAUCUCUCUUUCAAUUAUAAUUUUGACACAUACCCAUUCCCUACUCUUAGGUUGGAAAAUUCGAUCUUCACAAUGCUGGUUCAGAAUCUUACAGCAUUGAGAAAGCUUGUUCUUGAUGACGUAGACAUGUCCAUGGUUUCACCAAAGCCCUUUGCGAACUUGUCUUCUUCUUUGACAUAUUUAAGUGCUCCUUCUUGUUCUUUAGGGGGUAUAUUUCCAAAUACAGUUUUUCAGUUACCGAGCCUUACUACUCUCGAUAUAAGUUUCAACUUUGACUUGUCCGGGAUUCUUCCAAAAUCCAAUUGGACUGGUCCUCUCGAGUCUUUGUCUCUUGGGCGUACGAGCUUUUCGGGAGAAAUACCCCAUUCGAUUGGUACCUUGAAGAGUUUAAUAGUUUUAGAUUUAACAGGGUGCAAAUUCACAGGACACGUCCCACAAUCAUUGGCAAAUCUCGAGCAACUCCAAGUUUUAUAUAUUGUCGGGAAUAGCUUUUCCGGGGUUGUAGAGUUUGAAAUCUUUAGAAAGCUCAAAAAUCUCCGAGAGCUUGGGGUUUCUCAAGAACUAAAUCUAAUGUACAAUACACUGAAGUAUACAUUCCCGAAGCUUGAAGUGUUAUGGUUGCCUUCUUGCAAAUUGACCAAGUUUCCCUAUUUCUUGAAUUCGUUGAAAAGAUUAACAUACUUAGACCUUUCUUCAAAUAGGAUUAGUGGGGAGAUCCCGAGGUGGUUUUGGGGAAUAAGCCAUGAUACAUUGAAAACAUUGGUUCUUUCUAAUAACCUUCUGGAGGGAGGUUUACAACAAUUGCACCGGAAGAAAUUGGGGAAUAUUAGCCUUCAGAAGAACUCAUUCCUUGGACCGCACCCCAUUCCUCCACCUUCUACUUCUUCCUUUCUUGCUUCUAACAAUGGUUCCACCGGUGAGAUCCCCUCUUCGAUUUGCCAAUUUAGUUCACUCAUAUCUUUACAUUUAUCGAACAAUAAUUUCUCUGGAAAUAUGCCAUCAUGUUUUGAUAAUAUAACCAAUCUCCAGGUUCUAGACUUGAGCAGCAAUAAAUUACAAGGACCAUUACCACGCUCCCUUGUCAAAUGCGUGAACUUAUCAAUACUACUUCUCGGUCACAACGAGUUUAGUGAUAUCUUCCCACAUUGGCUAAAAGCACCGCAACUGUAUAACCUUAAUUUGCAAUCGAACAAAUUUCAUGGUAGGAUCAACCUCACUGCCUUUGGACUCUCUUUCCCCACUCUUGAAGUUUUAUCUAUUUCCAACAACAAUUUCUUUGGACAGUGGCCCACAGAGUUUUUUUCAAACACCUCAUUACGAGCUAUAGAUUUGUCCAACAACAAGUUUGGAGGGUCAAUUCCACUUCCAUCUCCUGUCACAUUUUAUUAUGCUAUGGCAAGUAAUAAAAUAACAGGAAAAAUCCCCUCAUUGAUAUGCAAUUUUGCCAAGCUCGAGAUCAUUGACUUGUCCAACAACAGCUUAACAGGUAGCUUGCCUCGGUGCUUAACAAAUUUUAGCACCAGUCUAUCAGUUUUGAACGUGCGAAAGAAUUACCUUGAGGGCACAAUUCCUCAAGCAUUUUCUUCGAGAAGUGGCUUGAUUGCUCUUGCCUUGAGUCAAAAUCGGUUUGAAGGCACAUUGCCUCGGUCGCUUGUUAAAUGUAGAUAUCUGGAAGUUCUGGAUCUCGGUGACAAUCAAAUAGAGGAUACGUUCCCAAGAUGGUUGGGAACACUCCCAGAACUAAGAGUUCUUGUUUUGAGGUCCAACAAUUUGAAGGAUCUUUUGGAUAUUCCCAGUGGAGCUCAUCUCUUUCCCAAGCUACACAUUUUGGACCUCUCCAACAACAACUUUAGCGGUCCUUUGCCAGCCAACUUGAUGAUGAACCUUAAAGGCAUAAUGAACGGCGAAAAUGGGCAAGCCAAAUCAUUGUAUAUGACACAGUAUCUUUAUGAAUUUUCUAUGCAAUCUGCGUCAUAUGAAAAUUCCAUGACCGUGACCAUGAAAGGGAAAGAGACUGAGCUAGAGAAGAUCUUGACUUUCCUCACAAUUAUUGACUUGUCGGGCAACUCUUUUUAUGGGAAUAUCCCCGAAGUUAUUGGGCAUCUUCACUCUCUCGUAGGGCUCAACCUUUCUCAUAACCAUCUUACAGGUUCCAUCCCUCCGACUCUAGGGAACUUGACUGAGCUUGGAUGGCUUGAUCUAUCUUCGAACAAGCUUAGCGGGGAAAUUCCUAGAAAAUUGGGAGAUUUGGCAUCCCUUGGGUACUUAAACCUCUCGAAGAACCAACUCACCGGUCGAAUUCCACAAGAUAAGCAUUUGAGCACAUUUUCAAGCAACUCGUUUAGUGGGAAUCCGGGCUUAUGCGGAACUCCAUUGCCAAAAGCAUGCCCUGGCGAUGCUCAACCUCCUCCACCAUCAUCCUCAUCAACUUUUGAUCGCGAAGGGCAUGAGAGUUGGUUCAAACAGAAGAUAAUGUGGAUAGGUUAUGUAUCGGGAAACGUCAUUGGGAUUUCAAUAGCAUACAUUGCAUUUGAAACAGGAAGGCCCAUAUGGCUCGCGCGAACUGUGAGAAUGCUAGAGAGAAGAGCAGCCGAGUGGAUGAAGAAGGCAAAGCGAAAGGCCAUCAAAUUUCAUGGACAAUGAAAUUGUUUGAGGAGUUGUCUUUGUA